Bacidia gigantensis is the source of this 1221-nucleotide messenger RNA. RefSeq lists its product as uncharacterized. The record is from RefSeq and is a predicted model, not a curated record. The transcript has 4 exons. NCBI's taxonomy places the organism in Eukaryota, Fungi, Ascomycota, Lecanoromycetes, Lecanorales, Ramalinaceae. Bases 1 to 1221 code for a protein of 406 amino acids. Gene Ontology annotation, molecular function: monooxygenase activity; iron ion binding; oxidoreductase activity, acting on paired donors, with incorporation or reduction of molecular oxygen.
AUGUCGUUCUCGGUGGAAGAUACACCUUCAAGAUUGGAGAUUAUCACAAGAAAUACGAAGAUGACCAUAACCUCAGGUCCAAUCAUCCGUAUCAGUCCGUGGGAAGUUCAUAUCAACGACUCAGAUUUCAUCGACGAGAUCUACGUCAGUGGUCAGAAACACAGAGUCAACAAAUAUGGCUGGUCUGUAUGUAUUGACCUCUGCCUUUCUGAGCACUCUACCGUGCUCCAGAAGACUGCUGAAAUCAACUGGGGCAUGAACGAAACAUCACUCUUCGAUACCGUCGACCACGACAUCCACCGCGUCCGAAGGGCAGCAUGGAACCCCUACUUCUCCAAACAGUCCAUGUACAAGCUACAAGGCUUCAUCCAAAGCACCGUCGACACCCUCUGUACCCGCUUCGCCGAACACCGCGCCUCCAACCGCCCCGCAAAGCUCAUCUACGCCUACUCCUGCCUGACCGCCGACAUCAUCUCGGAAGUCUGCUUCCCCGAAUCCUUCAACCUGCUGUCCUCGCGCGAGUUCCGCAGCGACCAACACGACGCCUGGCGGAAAGCGUCCGAAAUGCAGCAUGUCUUCAAACAAUUCCCCUUGCUGGUCCCCUUCUUCAACUCCUUCCCCUUGUGGCUCACAAAGCUUACGGCACCGGACGUCUACACGAUCAUCGCGAUGCAAAUCGCGUUGCGGGAACAAGCCGACCACAUCGUCGCGAACCGCGAGACGCUCUCCACGAAACAGUCCACGCACAAACCAUCGAUGAUGCACCACUUCAUCGAGCCCUCCACGGCUCUGCCCGAGUCCGAGAAGACCGCCGAACGCCUCAUGAUGAACUCCGUCAACGCCAUCGCCGCCGGCACCAUGACGACCGCCCACGCGCUCAAGUGGGCUACCUACCACAUCCUCACGAUCCCCGCGAUCUUCACCGCCUUAAUGGCCGAGCUUGAGGCCGCAAUCCCCGACCCCGCUUCCAUCCCGCCCUUGCAGACCCUAGAGAAUCUCCCGUACCUCCGCGCGCUCAUGUACGAAUCCAUCCGGCUCUCCUACGGCGCCUCGCACCGGCUGCAGCGCGUCUUCCCCGAUCGCACCAUCCAGUACCACGCCUACACCAUCCCGCCGAAUACGCCUGUGGGCAUGUCAUCGCCCCUCUUGCACGCAGAUCCCGCCAUAUGGCCUGAGCCCGAUAGGUUCAAUCCGGAUAGACGAAUGGACAGUAUUGUUUGA